AUGUUUCCUAAAAUCGUUAUAAAAAAUUUCACUUCAAGGUAUCAUUCAUUAACAAAAUUACCAACCAUUAAUCAAUUGUUUCAUAAUGUUGCGAACAAAUCAAUCAAAGAUAAGGAUAUUAUCCCUGAAUUGAAUUGUCACAUACAGUCUAUCAAGACUUUAAAAAAUGUCACUUUUUUAGAUUUGUUUGAUGGAACAUCAUCACAUCCGUUGAAAUUAGUCAUUGAUAACAAUAUGUCGACUCAUAAAGACAUUCUAAAUGAAUUAAAGAUGGGCCAAGCGAUAUCUCUUUCAAAAUGGACAGUAGUAGAGACCCCAAAGAGAACUCAACAAUUUGAAUUAUCUCAAAACUCUGAUUCACGUAUAGAAAUCUUGGGGAAAGUCCAAGAGGACUACCCUUUACAAUCAAAACAAAAACUUACUGUUCCUUAUUUACGUUCGAUUCCAUUGUUGAAAUAUAAGUCAAAUUAUUUUGCUUCUUUGAUAAGAUUUAGAUCUUUACUUCAGUCUCAAUUGAUCGAAAUAUUGACAAGCCAAGAUUUUAUAAUGUGCAACCCUCCUAUUUUAACCUCGAAUGAUACAGAGGGAAACAACGAAACCUUUAAAACAAUACCUAAAAACUUAAACCUUACUGUCUCAACUCAACUACAUUUGGAAAUAUUGGCUCAAAGUUUAAAGAACGUCUUUACUAUCAGCCCAUGUUUUAGAGCAGAAAUGAGUGAUACAGGAAGACAUCUAGCAGAAUUUUGGAUGCUUGAAUUAGAGUCAACAAACCUUUACAAAUUGGAAGAUUUAUUAGAUUGUGUUAAGUACCUUAUAAUUAACACAGCAGAAUCAUUGCUAUCUUACAAGAAUAUCGAUAGCAUAUUACCAAAUGAUAAUCUGCUUCCAUCAAAUACACUAAAUAAGGAUCAAAUAAAGGAAAGAUGGUCCCAUGUAGCAAAUCCUGAUAAUUGGAAACACAUUACUUAUACGGAAGCAGUAGAUAUAUUAAAAGAGCAUUAUCAAAAUCCACCAACUUGGGGUGAAUCGUUAUCAUCGGAACAAGAAAAAUUCCUUGCAGAAUCUUACUUUAAUAAAGAUAAAGGUGCAUUUGUCUUAAUUUCUCAAUAUCCAACAUCUAUUAAACCUUUUUAUAUGAAACAAUGCCCCGCCAAUGAUAAAGUUGUAGAUUGUUUUGAUAUGAUCUUUCCUGGUGGUAUGGGUGAAGUUGCGGGUGGUUCAAUCCGUGAAGUUAAUAUUGAUACUUUACAAAAGGCAAUUGGCCCGGACAAAACAACAGAUCUGGACUGGUACGUCGAUUUAAGAAGAUUAGGCUCCCUGCCAAGAGGUGGGUUUGGUAUUGGAAUGGAACGUCUCAUUGCUUACUUAUUUGGUUUGCAGAACGUCAAAGAUGCCAUUCCGUUCUUCCGAGUGAUGAAGGACAAGAUUUCGUUUUAG
Molecule: messenger RNA, 1440 nt
Organism: Maudiozyma barnettii
Lineage: Eukaryota; Fungi; Ascomycota; Saccharomycetes; Saccharomycetales; Saccharomycetaceae
Gene: SLM5
Product: asparagine--tRNA ligase SLM5
Exons: 1
Coding region: 1-1440 (479 amino acids)
Biological process (GO): asparaginyl-tRNA aminoacylation
Cellular component (GO): mitochondrion
Molecular function (GO): asparagine-tRNA ligase activity; ATP binding
Source: RefSeq, a predicted model, not a curated record